This is a messenger RNA of Chaetomium globosum CBS 148.51, 618 nucleotides long. RefSeq lists its product as uncharacterized. The transcript has 2 exons. NCBI's taxonomy places the organism in Eukaryota, Fungi, Ascomycota, Sordariomycetes, Sordariales, Chaetomiaceae. The record is from RefSeq and is a predicted model, not a curated record. Bases 1 to 618 code for a protein of 205 amino acids.
AUGGUUGUCUCCGGCUACCAAGAAAAAGAGGGCGAGUCCCUCACGCCCUUCUACAACCUGAUCACCACCAAAACCACGCAACUCAAACAAAGCGUCCACCCCUGGAGCCCAGCCCCCAACGGCCAACUCACCUCCCGCCCGCACAACGCCUCCCGCAUCCUCAACGCCGCCGCCGCCCUCCGCCUCAUCUCCGCCAAAACCACCAUCCCCGUGCCCCGUCUCCUCGGCUCCGGCACCAACCCCGACGGCAACGCCUGGCUCGAGACGGAGCGCGCCCCCCACGGCGUGUGGCUGGACGUGGUGCGCGACCGCUGCCGCAUGCCGCCCGGCAAGCGGCACGUGGCGGCGGACGACAGCGGCGAGUGCGACGAGUGCGACCGCAUCGCGCGCGCCAACGCCCGUCGCUUCGUGGCCGACGAGGUGCUUCCGCAGCUGAAUGCGUUGACGUCGGAUGUGACGGGGUUGGGGGGCAGGGUGAUUCCGCCGUUGUGGGUGGCUUUUCAUGAAGGGGAUCCGGGGUGGGUGCCGAAGAAGAUGGAGGGGGGGGAGGAGGGGGAGGGAUUGUGGAUUGGGAGGAGGCGGGAUACUUCCCCAAGGAGUUUCAGGUCUGGUCUGUGA